AUGAGGAUGGAGGGCAGGGAGGAGAUGCAGGGCGCCGUGGGGCUACGCUGCACCUGGGACAUUCCGCCACCCGCUGGCACCCAGGCCAAGUGGGUGAGGCUCAAUGUGGGGGGCACCGUGUUCCUCACCACCAGGCAGACCCUGUGUCGGGAGCAGAAAUCUUUCCUGUGUCGCUUGUGCCAGGGCGAGGAGCUGCAGUCGGACCGGGAUGAAACUGGUGCAUACCUCAUAGAUCGGGACCCCACUUAUUUUGGACCGAUUCUGAAUUUCCUCCGCCAUGGGAAGCUGGUCCUGGAUAAAGACAUGGCUGAAGAGGGGAUCCUUGAAGAAGCUGAGUUCUAUAACAUUGGUCCUUUGAUCCGAAUAAUCAAGGAUCGAAUGGAGGAGAAGGACUACACAGUAACACAGGUGCCUCCUAAGCAUGUCUAUCGUGUGCUGCAGUGCCAGGAAGAGGAGCUCACUCAGAUGGUUUCCACUAUGUCAGAUGGAUGGCGCUUUGAGCAGCUUGUGAACAUUGGCUCAUCCUAUAAUUAUGGGAAUGAGGAUCAGACAGAAUUCCUGUGCGUGGUCUCCAAGGAGUUGUACAACUCCCCCAAUGGCCUGAGCUCUGAGCCCAGCCACAAAGCCAAGAACACAGAGGAGGACCUGGAGGAGGAAGAGCAGGAGGUGGAGGAGGAGGCAGAGGCAGAAGCAGAAGCAGAGGAGAAAGACCGUCCAUCUAUUCGGGAUUGUGCUAAACUCUCUUCCUGCGGACCCUCCCUCCUGCUCCCUUCCGUGUCCAUCCCAGCACUGCCAUCUACCUCCCACAUUGCCCCACUCGCCAGCCUCCAGCAUCCUUCCCUCUGCUCUCCUUGUCCCUCAGGGCUCAGAGUGGUCUCUGCCCAGGGCCCUGUCUCUCUCUGCUCCUCACUUUUCCUCCUCUGCAGGUAUGUCACCUGUCUGCACUCCCAGCUCCUGCCAGCCUGAGCUCUGCAUGAGUGACUCACUUCCCUCUUGUGGCUGUUACAAGCCAGAGAUCUGAGGAUGUGAUCUGAACACUCCACUCCAGCCUUUUCAUUUCUUGUUUAUAUCUUUAUUUUUGUACUGCAGUGUAUGGCAGCCCUUUCUCCCACAGUGACGCCCCCAGCCCCCUUCACUCUUCACAUGCAGCCAUUUUUUUUUUUACAAACUCACCUCGGAGGCCUGAGCUUCCAGCCCUGGAGGAGGGCAGAUGCUGCAUGGAGCCCCUGAGCUGCUGUAGGAGCGGGAGCCCACAGCCCCCUCCUGUGCCUGGCAGUCUGGCUUUCCUUAAUGUCACAGUGGCCCCUGCUGGGGACAUCAGCGAUCAGCCACUGCAGCCUGCGGGUCCCUUCCUGAGCACCCUGGAUGCAAAUGCGGACCGAGGUGGUGGCAGCUGUCUAAGGACCAGCCCUUGCCCUUUCACUGUUGCAGGCAACUAGUGUGGGCUUGUGGCCUGGGGACAAAUGCAGAGCCACCGUCCUUUUCUGUGCCACCUGUAUGGCUCGGAGGUGUCCCUGUGCUGGGUAUCACGUUCCUUGGUGCCUCCCCCCUGUCCCCCAAAGCAGCUCUGUGCCAGCAGUGUGAGAAGGAGAAUGGUGUGCUGCCUGGGUACCAUAAACAUGCUGGUACCUCAUGUUGUGUCAGCCAGCACCAAGCAGAUCCCAGUUUUGGGGAGCAGGGUGUUUGCUUCACUGCUGUGUCUGAAGACUCCUGAAUAAAAUUCACAGUCUGUUCCUC
Molecule: messenger RNA, 1737 nt
Organism: Melospiza georgiana
Lineage: Eukaryota; Metazoa; Chordata; Aves; Passeriformes; Passerellidae
Gene: KCTD17
Product: potassium channel tetramerization domain containing 17
Exons: 8
Coding region: 1-966 (321 amino acids)
Biological process (GO): protein homooligomerization; proteasome-mediated ubiquitin-dependent protein catabolic process
Cellular component (GO): cytoplasm; Cul3-RING ubiquitin ligase complex
Molecular function (GO): cullin family protein binding
Source: RefSeq, a predicted model, not a curated record